This is a messenger RNA of Cololabis saira (Pacific saury), 1582 nucleotides long. RefSeq names its product notchless homolog 1 (Drosophila) (gene nle1). The record is from RefSeq and is a predicted model, not a curated record. Gene Ontology annotation, molecular function: protein binding. NCBI's taxonomy places the organism in Eukaryota, Metazoa, Chordata, Actinopteri, Beloniformes, Belonidae. Gene Ontology annotation, biological process: Notch signaling pathway; ribosomal large subunit assembly. The transcript has 13 exons. Gene Ontology annotation, cellular component: nucleolus. The coding region runs from base 100 to 1536 and encodes 478 amino acids.
UCUCAUUUAAAGGCUCUCCGGUGACACACACACGUGGGGACCUGUCGCGUUGCAGAGUUUGGGUAUCAUCCUGUCGGAUCAGGAUCAGAACCAAACAGGAUGACGAGCGAGGACGUGGAGCGGCUGCUGAUCCAGUUCCAGGAUGAGGAUGGGGAAGUUCUGGGGGCCCCGUUCGAUGUUCCCCUGGACAUUACCCCCGACAAACUACAGCUGGUCUGCAACGCCCUGCUGCAGAAGGAGGAGCCCGUCCCGCUGGCGUUCUUUGCGCGGGGAGAAGCAGAAGUGGUGUCCAGCUUGGGGUCGUGCAUCAAGGCUCUGGGGGUGGAGACGGAGCAGGUUCUGCCGGUGGUGUACCAGCCUCAGGCCGUGUUCAGGGUCCGGGCCGUGGCCCGCUGCACCAGCACGCUGCAGGGCCACACGGAGGCCGUCAUCUCCACCGCCUUCAGCCCCACCGGAAAGUAUCUGGCCAGCGGUUCUGGGGACACGACGGUGCGUUUCUGGGACCUGACGACGGAGACGCCGCACCACACGGCCAAAGGCCACACUCAUUGGGUGCUGAGCAUCGCCUGGUCCCCCGACGGCAAGAAGCUGGCGUCAGGCUGCAAGAAGAGUCAGAUCUGUCUGUGGGAUCCGGUGACGGGAAAACAGCUGGGGAAGACUUUGACGGGACACACACAGUGGAUCACCUGGCUCUGCUGGGAGCCGCUUCACCUGAACCCGGAGUGUCGUUUCCUGGCCAGCAGCUCUAAAGACGGAUCUCUGCGUAUCUGGGACACGGUGUUGGGCCGCUGUGAGAAGAUCCUGACGGGACACACGCAGUCCGUGACCUGCGUGAAGUGGGGCGGGGACGGGCUGCUGUACUCGUCCUCCCAGGACCGCACCGUCAAAGUCUGGAGAGCCGCAGACGGUGUCCAGUGCCGGACGCUGCAGGGCCACGCCCACUGGGUGAACACGCUGGCGCUCAGCACCGACUACGUCCUGCGCACCGGAGCCUUCGAACCGGCCGACGCCACCGUCAACCCGCAGGACCUCACCGGCUCACUGGAGGAGCUGAAGGAGCGAGCGCUGCAGAGAUACAACAAAGUCCGGAGCUCGGCUCCGGAGCGCUUGGUGUCGGGUUCAGACGACUUCACCCUGUUCCUGUGGAACCCGGCGGAGGAGAAGAAGCCUCUGGCCCGGCUAACGGGCCACAGCGCGCUGGUCAACGAGGUUUUGUUCUCCCCCGACACCCGUCUGCUCGCCUCCGCCUCCUUCGACAAGUCCAUCAAGAUCUGGGACGGCAAGACCGGGAAGUACCUGACGUCGCUGCGCGGCCACGUGGGCUCCGUGUACCAGGUGGCCUGGUCGGCUGACAGCCGGCUGCUGGUCAGCGGCAGCAGCGACAGCACGCUGAAGGUUUGGGACGUGAAGACGGGGAAGCUGAACAUGGACCUGCCGGGCCACGCCGACGAGGUUUUCGCCGUGGACUGGAGUCCGGACGGACAGCGCGUGGCCAGCGGAGGGAAAGACAAGUGUCUCAGGAUAUGGAGACGAUAACGGCACACAAGCCGGCUCUUUUUUCUCUUUUUUUACCUUUUGAAAC